CCUUGUUGACCGUUGUUGCCCUCUGGGUUUUGGUGGCUGCCUCUCGCACUAGGAAAAGAACACCAUCCCAGUCUCCUCGCUUGUCCUGUCUGGACUGAGAUUCUAGUUAGGAUCGUUCAAAGGGGGGACAUCUCUCGAGAACAACACAAUCUCUCUCUCGCGGCUGCCUGCUUCACCGUGCCCGGAAGGGAAGGAAACGAUGGACACCGACGCCGACAUGAUCCCCUCCUCGUCCUCCGCGGAGACAUCGCCCUCCUCGUCCGAUAUCGCCACCGAGUCCACGGGGUCUUUCUUUCGGGACCGGAGCACGACGCUGGGGACGCUGAUGGGCGUGUCCCUCGCCGACGAGGAGCAGGGGCAGGGGCGGGACCAGCCAGGGCGGGAUGCAGGGGAGGGGACGGAGACGCCGCGCGCUCCGGCCCAUGAGGGUUGGGGGUGGAGGUGGCGCCGGAGGUGGAGGGGGCGGCGCGCCGGCGGCAGCUGGUGGAGGCUGUGCAGGGAUGACAUCCGCGUGACGAAGUCGCUGGGUCACUUCCUGGACAUGGAGAGGCAGCUCUCCGGCGCCGGGCUGCUGUGCGGCGACGGCGGCGGAGACAGGGACGAGUCCGCGGCUCCGACGCUGUUCGAGAGCGGGAGAGUGCGGCCGUCGGCGGCUGCCGCGGAGGCUGUGGGCGUGCCGGGGGAGGAAAGGGGCAAGUGGAAGUUGCGGGGACCGGCGCAGGGGUCCUCGUCGUCCCUGGCGAGGGUGCCGGUGUUGCUCACUGCCAUCUGCAGCGGCGGAGCGGGAUGAUUUGCGCGGCUGAGUGGAGUGGUUUCCGCCCGUGGUGCUUCAUUCUGUCAUUUAAUUUGUCAUGUCUUGUGUUCUUCCUUUCUGUUAUCCAAGUCAUGUUGAUGAGCAAUGAAGCUUCGUCACUGCGAAUGUAGUCACUGCGAUGAGCGAUGAAGCUUACACGAUGCAAAUUUGGAAGCCGCGCGAAGGAGUGGGUGCAAUGACGCGAUUGCUUCUGUGUUCUUCCUUUCUGUUAUCCAAGUCAUGUUGAUGAGCAAUGAAGCUUCGUCACUGCGAAUGUAGUCACUGCGAUGAGCGAUGAAGCUUACACGAUGCAAAUUUGGAAGCCGCGCGAAGGAGUGGGUGCAAUGACGCGAUUGCUUCUGUGUUCUUCCUUUCUGUUAUCCAAGUCAUGUUGAUGAGCAAUGAAGCUUCGUCACUGCGAAUGUAGUCACUGCGAUGAGCGAUGAAGCUUACACGAUGCAAAUUUGGAAGCCGCGCGAAGGAGUGGGUGCAAUGACGCGAUUGCUUCUGUCUUCUGCACUUGGACGAUCGCAACAAGUUCUUUCUUUUACAGUAGCCAAUGUAACAUUUCAAUGUAGUUGUCAAAGUGAGAGGAAAAGGGAGUAGAGGUGCUGGUGCUUGUUCCUGCCGCGACAGAUAGAAGUGAGCCUAGCUCACGCGAUUCCAUUCGAGCGUGCGGCCGUGCGCCGCAGGAAAGAUUCGCAAGUGAAACGGCGAUAGCCACCCGUGAACAGAAAGCUUGCAUGUGGUCUACGGCUACCGAGC
Molecule: messenger RNA, 1558 nt
Organism: Phragmites australis (common reed)
Lineage: Eukaryota; Viridiplantae; Streptophyta; Magnoliopsida; Poales; Poaceae
Exons: 2
Coding region: 200-790 (196 amino acids)
Source: RefSeq, a predicted model, not a curated record